UUCCUUUGUACACAGAGAAAAUUCUACGUUUUUGCAGUUAAUAGUUCAAAUAUUUUCACUCAGAACUCGAAUGAUGAUAAAAAUUGUCUAUAUUCUUGCUCACCAGUAAGCAUCUACUGGUGCCAUAUUCAUGGCAAAAGACAUCUCCUCACAUGAAUGUUUAUAGAAGACAGCAGUACAGAUUAUGUAAUUAAUUUCCAAGGACAGAUAUGUCGUCAACUGUUGUUGUAACACAGCUGGAAACAGAGCAGAACUAUGAGUUAGAAAAUGGAAGUGAUGAGGAAGAUGAAGGAAGGGAUGCAGAGUUGAUUAUUUACAAAGAUUGCUCUAAGGGACUAGGAAUUAAAAUCUGUGGAGGAUGUAGUGUUGAUGGGCGAGAAAACAAUGGCAUAUUUGUGAAAAGAACCUUACCUGGAGGUUUGGCAGAUAUAGAAGGACAUCUUCAACAUGGAGAUCAGAUACUUGAAGUGAAUGGAGAAAGUCUGGAAGGUGUCACAAAUGAGAGGGCUGUAUCAAUAUUACGGCAGGCCUCAGCUACAAAUAGGGUAGAAAUGAUCAUAACAAAUGAUGAGCAAGCCAGACUUGAAUUUAAAGAGAUUAUAGAGAAACAAAAUGGCUACAGUUUCCCUAGUACACCUGUGCCGACAGAUUCACACAGCAAGCACAGCUCAAGGGCUACAACUCCAUCAGGAUAUGGGACAGACAGUUUUGGUAUAUCUCCAGAAGUGAAUGGUGUGAGUGAGUCCAGCAACAUCAGCCCCAGGAACUCAUCUGGGUCCAAGAUCAGCCCAAGGGGACCAGUUCAGAGAUUGAGUGACCGAGGCCAUGACAUGGUGCUGACAAAUGGUGUGGCUCCAGCACAACCCAAUGGUUUACCAAAAGCUGUUGCUAGAAAAAUGGUUCCUAACAUGGCCUCAACGCCACAGGUGAAAGGGAUGACUGGCAAUGUUGAGUUAUCUUCUCUGUUUGGUACGGAGGAGCCCUCUCCUGUACAAGGAACGAGUGCCUUCACCAUGCCUGGAUCACAGACUGACGCAGGAAACUCUAUCUUAAUUCUCACGCUGGAAACCAUCAUGCGAUGUAUGUCUCAGUCUCGUAAACUAUCCUUGGAUCCCCACGUCAGAUUAAAGAUAGAGAAACUAGAAGUGGCACUGAGGUAUCUAGGUUUGGAUCCCACACAGGAACAACAGCAGCUGAUGAGGGAACAACUAAACAUUGAUGUUUCAGGCACUGUCAACUAUGGAGAUUUUGUGGUGGUAGCCAGGAACUUGUUCCGUGCCGAGUUGGAAGAGAAGAAUAUUGGUGCUGGAGUGAUGCUGUUUGCUGCCAGUGACAUCACUAAUAUCUUAGAACCACCAGCAUUUAACCCAGAGUUGAGCAUCAUAACAGAUUUUGGUGAAAACAACAAUGAGGAUCUGAUAAGUCUUCAACAGGAAAGAAAUGAGCUCCGAGAAGAAGUAAAAAGAUUGAAGGCACUGUUACAAGAAAAGGAAUCCUCCUGCUUCAGGGCAGAAGAGGAUUUACAGAGCAUCAGAAAGAGAGCACAAGGAGCCAUAGAGGAGACCAAGUCCCUUAAGACCAAGGUCCAGCUAGCAGAACAGGCCCAGCGGGCAGCUCGAAGUAUGGAACAGGACUAUGAGGAGGUUGUACAGCUUCUGGAGAGCGAGAUUGCCAAACUCAAGGCUAACAUCAAAGGUCAACAUGACCAGAGCCCUUCUAUGCAGCAGAAGCUAGCAGUGUUAAACUGUCAGUUGAAAAAGUCUGAAGCUGGAAAGAAAGCUUACGAGGUCUCUACAGAAAAACUUCUUCAGUUUGCAGAGCAUGUCCACGAGACUAUAACAGCCCAGGGCAACUCUCUUGGAACUAAGUCACAAGGGGAAAAUGCCAGAGGAAAUAGGCCACCUGGCUAUCUGGGGAAACACAAAAAGGCCACCCCCAAAACUUUGGCUGCUGAGGCUAAGGAGGUGGUCCAGGCAGUUCGGGCUAUCAUAGAGUCAGAGCCUUUACCUUACGGUUGGGAAGAAGCAUACACUGCAGAUGGCAUGAAGUACUACAUCAAUCAUAUUACACAAUUAACUACAUGGUCACAUCCGAAGUCUGGAGUACAGCAACUGGACCCAAUACAGGGAACUAAGGCCAGACAGAAGGCGUCAGAACCUCCUAAACAGUCGUAGUGUCAUGGAAACUCUCAAAAUUUUGUAUCCAAAGACUGCGGAACCACCCAGCUGUCAUCAGCCAUGGCAUUCGGAACUACCCAGCUGUCAUCAGCCAUGACAUUCAAGUCUCUGAAUGACCUGGAAUCUCCCAAAAUUUGAUUUGUGUCCUGGAGAAGGUGCUGGCCUUACAUUUAUCAAUGUCCGGUAAAAUCCUGUGUAUACUGUACCUUUAUUAUUACCUACAUUUAUACAUUACCAGGUAUAAACUUGAUAUUUAUAUCUUUCCUCUAAGUCAACUAUAACCUUUUGACCUCUAAAUGCCAUUAUCAUUUACCUGCAAUUAUAUGUUUGCAUAAAAUGUAUAAGUCUAUUGUAGUGACCAGAACCAAAGAGAUCAUUGUAAUUCUACUAAUUAUUAUAUACAGGACAUUUCUAAGGAACUGUUUAAUGGUGCCUAUACACAAGCUGGCAGAAAGGGAUGUUAGCUGUCACAUUGAUCAGUCUACUGUAUGACAUUAUUGUGUUUUACAAGGAUUUAAUUCAGACUUACAUUUAUCAGUAUUAAUCAUCAAAUUAAUUGUCUUCCCAUUGGUUUUCCCUUUUUAUGUAUUUUCGUGGUAAUCUGUAUUUGAAGUUUACUUGUAAGGGGUAAGUCUUAGGAAAGCCAAUUGUUCUGACUUCAUAUUUUAUUAUGAAUUUCUGCAUUGUCCUCAUUCAUAAUCAUCGAAGAAAGAAUCUGAAUUAUGCCAUUUUUUGUGAAAAUAUAUUCUGAUCUGACUGUAAGUUGAUCUGACAAAUCAUAGUUUAAACCAAUGCAUUGGUGUUGAUGGUUAAUGUGAAUGGGGUACUGACUAUAAGGUUGUCAGAGGUUUUACUCUCGUUAUCAGUGUAAAAGUUUACAUUGUUACAACCUGUAACAGGUUCAACAUAAAGGUAUUGGUUGUGUUGAACACCUGAUUCUCAAUGGUGAGUUCGGAUUUAGGAGAUAUAGAUAUAUACAUAUACCUACCUGUAUGGUUAUGUGUGCUGUGAGGUUGUCAUAUAUGUGUGCAAGUUCUGUGAUAAAAAGGCUAGUGAUUUCACUUUAUUUAUAUAAACAAGUCCAAUAUAUUGAAGCAUAUAUUUUGUAUUAAUCAAAAUCUUAAUAUGGUCACUUUUUAAUUUUCAGUGAAUAUAUAUGGUUUUAGCUGUAUUAUUUUAGAACAAGUCAUUUUGCAUGGUCAGCUAAUAGUGAUGGAUUUGAUAUAAUUUUAUUGGAUUUUGACACAGAAUUCACAAUUAUCAAUUUGUAACAAGCCUCUUGCAGGUGUGGUAGCUUUGCCUAAAUGUUGUUUCCCUCAUAAAUCAAUGUUUGUCAAAUUGACUGUUUUGUACAAUUUACUCCCAAAAUGUGCUUUUUGUUAAUAACGUCUUGUUUUGAAAAGCUUGAUGACAGUGUUGUUUUUUUAUAUAAAUUUAGUAACAGUGUUUCUUACAGAAAAUUUAAUGUAGUUUCGUAUAAACAGCUGGUGCUCCAUUGUCAAGUUGGGGAUUUUACAGGACAACUUGGUCUUUCUCUCACUCUUAUUUGUCCCUGUAUUCAAGCCCACUUGUAAUCCACCCUCACUAGCUUUCAAUAAAAGGGAUUUGGGUGUGAAUUUUAAAAGGAUCAUCACAUUUAUUUUAUUUCUCCUUUUUUAUGCCUAUUGUAAAUAGGUGAUACAGUUCUGCAUUGCAUCAUUAUAAUUUGAUUUUUUCCCUCAUAAAUCAAACAAUGUUUAGAAAGUAGCAGCCAGAAGUGUUAGCAAAUAUAUAAUCUAAAAACUUAUAGAUGUAGAUAAAUGUAUUUGUGCACAGGACACUUUCCAUCCAUCAGUCACAGAAUCAGAUGGACACCAGUGGAGUCUUUUCACUCCAGACAGUCCAGAAAUGUAUGAAUUAUCAAAUUUAGGAUUCAACUCCAAACUAUGUUUUUCUAACAUUGGAUCAGAAAAUUGAUGAAUUUUCACUCCAUACCUCAUCUUUGAUUUUCUAUUAAUUUAAUUGUUAAUGAAAGUAUUUCAGUUACCGGUAAUAUAUUUCCAUUUGUGAAACAAAAACAAAUUGAAAAAAUAAAAAAACCUCUAUGACAAUGUUUUCAUUAAGUUGAUGUCAGUAACUUAUUAUGUGCAGUUUAUUUUUUAUUGGAAUAAUAAUAUACAUAUACUGGAUAUCGUAACUUUAGAUUUCACUGUCAUGAUAAUACAUUUUUAUUGAUGUAGAUCUGAUUUGAGUACUGCAAUGUAGUAAUUAUUUUUUUUAUGAUACAAAUAUUUAUUCCCCCAGCAGGAAAAAUAUAUGUGUAUACAACUAUGGCAAAGUAAUAAUUGUAUACACACAUCCUUAAUUGGUAGGAGUUGCCAGGGUUGGGAAGCCCUGGGUUCAUCUCCCCUGUCCUUGUACAGGAGGGCUCUCACACAGCAUUUAUAGAUAACUGCAACAAAAACAGGAACAAAAUGCUAGCACAACUCUAUUUAAUAGAGACAUAAUUAUUUUUAUUGCGAUUAACUUGUUUGGGAUCAAUGACAACCAUUAUGUUUUUUUUAAUUCAAAUAUUCUCAUGUUUUAUUUGGAUAAUAAAUACUAAAUAUAUUAAAUAAUGCUGAUGUAGCUAUCUUUCCAUUUGGAAAGUGAAGGUAAACAGAUCAAUCCUGUAGGUAACUUAUGGAUAAAAUGUUUACCAUCCCUAGUUCAUUCUGUCCUUAGUGUCAUAUUGAUCAGUUAGAUACUGAUGAUGCGGGUAGAGAGCGAUUAUUUUGUGUUCAUAACUGUACUAUAAACUUUUACACUCUUUUUAUACAAAUUGAGUUUCUUUCUCAAGUAUUAUUCCUGAAAUCCUUUGUUCUAUUGAAUAGAAAAUCCACAACUUUUACAGCCUUGUAUGUUAACUACGUCAGUAACUUACAUCUGUUCAAAUCCUUGAGUGUUAUACAAUCUUGAUGAUUAUCAAGGCCAGUAUUAUUGCCUACUGUGUGUUGGCCAUGUGUAAAAGUUCUGACUAGUAGUUCAGUCCCUGGUUGUCGUCCUGUCUCUCUAAGUGUCAAAACACAUAUAUAGAUAUUGUUCUGAUCAUGUCUCCUUUAGUGUCAGUAUGAACACAUCAUUAGUUUACCAUGGAUUAGAUAUGGCAAAGUCUACAUUUUUGUUUUCCAUGGAUCAGAGGUAGUUUAAUAUUUUUCAUUCAUUUAGUAAACAGCAUAAGUGUUAUGUGGUGAAAUCAGUACAUUUGAUAUGUAGUGAUCUUAAAUGGCCAUAGUUGUCGAAUGCAAUUAGUUGUUCAGUCAUAAAGACACCAAUAUUUAAAUGUCUCUUUAUACAUACAUUACUGGUCUAUAUAUGUAGUACAUAAUUAAUUAGUACACUAUAUAACUUCGAGGGAUUUAUAUAAUUUACUUCAUUACAUGUCUAAUCACUUGUUAAAAGGGAAACAAUACCUACUAAGUAAUACAAUAUAUACAAUCUAUUAUCAUUAAUAAGUGUUCUGAUCAUUGGUGGAUGUUUUCUCUUUUGGAUUAUUUUAUGUAUAUAUAUCUAUGUCAUCAUGACUGUAUCUGUGUUAGAUUAAGUCAUAUUCCAUUAAAGUGUAGAAGUUAUUCUAUAAUCAUUAUCUGAUAAAAUAUUUGUUGUGUUGCUGUCAGAGCCAUAUUUUGCCAUUGUAACAUAGGUAUUCAGAUUCAACAUUGCCUGCAAUUGUGUGGCAAUAUAUUGAUAUAGAAUACUUGAUGUCAAUCCAAUAUGAUAUUAUUACACACUGAAUACAGCUAUUCAGGAUACAUUUGUGUUUGAUUUACGACUGUUUUCUCUGAAAUAUGUCAGUAGAAUGUUGUGGUGAUAUUCACCACAAUUCAUUUAACAUUGUGGCAGUUUAUACAUCUAUCAAAGUGCUAGUAACGUUCAUAGUUAAUUGAAAAUGGCCUCACAUCCAAUUUGAUUUUUCAUGUUCAAAUGAAGAAUCUGCUAAUGAACCAUAUUGUUGGUAUCAAUUUCUUUUAGCUAUUGUCAUGUCUUGAGUGUCGAAUUAGGUUGCACUCUUCCAUUUGGAUGUUUUAGAUUGGUACACCUGCAAUCCUUUGCACACCUGAAAUCAACGUAGGUAUAAGCUUGUCUUGAUGGGGCAAAUCAAGGUGCGGCAUGAUUUAUCCAUCAGUUAAUAUUUUCAUGUCCAAUGCAUAAUACUUCAAUCACAUUAGUUAUUAGGAUGUGUCGGAACCUAAACAGUUAUUAGGAUGUGUCGGAACCUAAACAGUUAUUAGGAUGUGUCGGAACCUAAACAGUUAUUAGGAUGUCGGAACCUAAACAGUUAUUAGGAUGUGUCGGAACCUAAACAGUUAUUAGGAUGUGUCGGAACCUAAACAGUUAUUAGGAUGUGUCGAAACCUAAACAGUUAUUAGGAUGUGUUAGAACCUAAACAGUUAUUAGGAUGUCGGAACCUAAACAGUUAUUAGGAUGUGUCGGAACCUAAACAGUUAUUAGGAUGUCGGAACCUAAACAGUUAUUAGGAUGUGUCGGAACCUAAACAGUUAUUAGGAUGUGUUAGAACCUAAACAGUUAUUAGGAUGUCGGAACCUAAACAGUUAUUAGGAUGUGUUAGAACCUGAUCAGUUAUUAGGAUGUGUUAGAACCUAAACAGUUAUUAGGAUGUGUCAGAACCUAAAUAGUUAUAAGGAUGUAUUGGAACCUUUGCUUUACGAUAAGAUUCAUGAAAUGAACUGAAAGCACAUUUAAAAUUUUCAGAGCAUAAGUAACAAUAUUUUGUAGACAAUAUCAAUCAGCGAUGUUCUAUUGAUUAUCUUCAAGGAAAUCACUUUAAGGUUACAAAUUGAGAUCAAAAAUUGAAGUCGGACUUUAAAUUUGUCUUCAACUUUUUUUACAUGUCACCCUGGCAAAAUAUGAGCUCCUUCCUACAGACUAGGGAGCAUGUCUGUCUAGUUCAUUCAUUAUAGUGUCAGCCAACCCGAAGUUCCAGGGUUGAUACCUUACAGUGACAUUGAUAAAAUGUUUCUGUUAUAUUAGUGUUUGGGUGGUACCUACAUCAUUGGUAAAACGUCAGACUUCCCAGUUUAAAUCUCUAACGAAACUCUUGGUAGGUAUUGACAGGUAUAAUUGGUACACUAUAUAUACUAAGCAGUAGUAAAAAGUAGUCUAAUAAUAGGAACUAACCACAGUGAUUUAUCAACAUCAUAUCAAUCGUAGAACUCCAAAUUUUAAACUCUCAAAGUUAAGCUCAAAGGUGAACUUUUAAAUUGAUGGUUUAUGCAUAUUUACAGGGGUGUUGUAUUAAACCUCAUGGCUUACACAUGUAUCAUAUUCCAUUAAUGAAGAGAAGACCAAUUAUCAACAUAGAUAUUGUAUGAGUUAUAGAAUAUAUAACUGUAUAUGAAUGUAGCAGGAUUGUUUUCUUUUUCAUAAUCAAUACUCAGAUGUAUAUUGUAAUAUUGGAUAGGUACAUCUAUUCAUAACUUAUGUAGUCUUGUGCAAAAUAAUGUCUUCCUUAUAGCUUAUAUGAUUUUUGAUGGACUGGGUAAACCAGAAAAAAAGAGCCUCUGUUUCCAAGUGUAUUAGAUGGAUCGAUAGUGUAUUAGAUGGAUCGCGAUUGGAUCACAGGUUUCCAUAUGGUGGUUUUGUAGGUUUCAUUUAGCUUUAGGAAUCGCAUUAAUAUCCAUUAUGUAGGGAUCAAAGUCUGCACAAGGCAAAACAGUUUAAAAUUUCAACAUUUAUAUAUUUUGUAAUUUUACAUACAAGUACAUCAAGUGAUAAUGUUCUGAUUUUCUGCAUUUCAUUACCUUGGUGUUAACUAUUCCACAAAUGCAUUGCUGGUAAUUGUACCUAUAAUAUAUAUCUGUUACAUAUACCCGCAGCUAGAAGUUAAAUGUAUUACUGCUAUUAAAUGUAGCUUGAAUUGAUUUUGGUCCAAACUUUCUACUUUCUAGAGCUUAAAUAAAAAACUUUUUUUUGUUUAAUUUCAAAUAUUGCAUUAAUCAGAAAUAUUUAAAGCUUAGGAUAUCCAUAUUUAUUUGAUAGCUAUGUCUCUAAUGAAUAAUUUAGCAAACUGAGGAAAAAUAUAACAUUUUCUUUGUUACUAGACUAAGUAAACUAAGUUUACUGAUAAGAUAACUAUUAAACUGUUUUUUAUGAAAUUAUAUUUGUUUAUCAUAAUUUAUGGAAUGAAGUUUUUGAUGAUUUAUUACAGUGCAUAACACAAAAUUGUUUCAAACAGUACAUUUUAUGUGGGAGUAAAUCUAUGACCCAGAUUUUUUUUCAGAUGCUAUAUUUUUUAUACAAGUCUGGUUGUGCAAAAAUAAGAACAAGACUCUUGUCCUAGAAACAUUUUGUUUUUCGAAACCUUCGAAAGUUUUCCUGUUAAAUAUUUACUUUUCUAAUACUAACUUGAACUAUAUCUUCCCGUCCGUAGCUACGCAGGUUGUAAUCAGUAAAAGCAGAUGAAGAGCAAUAAAGUACUUUUGUAUGUAUA
Pecten maximus is the source of this 8646-nucleotide messenger RNA. Its product is annotated as syntaxin-binding protein 4-like. Lineage: Eukaryota; Metazoa; Mollusca; Bivalvia; Pectinida; Pectinidae. The record is from RefSeq and is a predicted model, not a curated record. Gene Ontology annotation, molecular function: protein binding.